Macadamia integrifolia is the source of this 1227-nucleotide messenger RNA. RefSeq names its product protein TONNEAU 1a-like. NCBI's taxonomy places the organism in Eukaryota, Viridiplantae, Streptophyta, Magnoliopsida, Proteales, Proteaceae. The transcript has 8 exons. Gene Ontology annotation, molecular function: protein binding. The record is from RefSeq and is a predicted model, not a curated record. The coding region runs from base 203 to 1003 and encodes 266 amino acids.
CAAAGAGUUAUUGUUGGCUGUGGAAGGAUUAAAUCAUAAAUUGAAAAGAGCAAUCUUUUCACCCUUUCGGUGGCUGAGGCACACCCACUUUGUUCCCUUACAGCGGACGGAAAGAGAGAAGAGACGGGGAAAGGGGUUUCUACAUCUGUACCUGUAAGAGUCCAGAACGACAAGCUAGGCGAGCUAGCGGAAAAGGGAGAAGAUGGAUGACUACACGAGGGAGAUGAUGGACCUUAAGACCCUCGUUACUCGAACCCUUGAGAAGAAAGGUGUUCUUGCUAAGAUCAGGGCCGAGCUGAGGGCAAGUGUCUUUGAGGCCAUCGAAGAGGAAGAUCGUGUGGUUGAGAAUGAAGAUGGUGUACCCCCUGCACUACUUGGUAGCUGCAAUGACCGUGCAAGGCAGCUUCAUGCUUCUCCUUCAGGAAGGCUAUUAACUGCUCUAAUAUGUGAAUACUUGGACUGGGCACAACUGGGCCACACCCUAAAAGUUUAUCUGCCAGAGUGUAAUUUGCAAAAAGAUUUUUGGAAAGCUGAGUUGAAAGAUUUUAAUAGCAAAAAUGGAUAUGAUCUCAAUAGGAAUGCAGAAGGUGGUCCUUUGCUUCUGGAUGUUCUUGAAGGGUUUUUGAAGUAUGAGAAUUUAUCCCAAGCAAGGGCUACUGGGAGGAGAGUAGUUGGUUCAGAAAUUGAAUCCACAUCUAAUCCUGAGUCCAGAAAUACUCGGAGGCCCUCUUCAUCAGCAGUUGCUGGAGGCUUACCACCCCUUGGAAGGCCGGUUCCUGUUUCUCAGGCAUCUGAUCGGAGAAUAGGCUCUUCUAUGCCUGGUUAUAGGAAGGAUGAAUAUAAUUGGAGAUAUGAGAAUGAUGAGCUUUCAGAGGAUGUAGUUCAAGCAUCAAAUGCCUUAGAAAACAUCCAGUUGGACAGAAAAGCACGGAAUCUUACAACAUCUUGGCGACAUGUUGGAGAUGGAGUCACAGAGGGUGAUGGAAAGGCUGAUCAUAUAUAGCUUUCCAUUUACUUUGUACUUGCAUGGUUCGUCUUAUAAAUUUAUCAUGUAAGACAUAUUCUGUGCCAUUUUAGUAUUUGAUUGAGCUUUCUGUUUCAGCAUAUGAGAUGUCUUGUGAGGCCUUUCACUGUAUUGCUGAUUGUGGGUGCAAUUUACAAGUCAUGCCUGACGUUCAUUUAGUAUUGUCUAAGAUAAUGUAGCUUGCUUCUUUUUCCCUUUGUUUA